Messenger RNA from Solenopsis invicta (red fire ant), 3278 nucleotides. RefSeq names its product glucose dehydrogenase [FAD, quinone]. The transcript is spliced from 2 exons. The record is from RefSeq and is a predicted model, not a curated record. The coding region runs from base 459 to 2396 and encodes 645 amino acids. NCBI's taxonomy places the organism in Eukaryota, Metazoa, Arthropoda, Insecta, Hymenoptera, Formicidae. Gene Ontology annotation, molecular function: flavin adenine dinucleotide binding; oxidoreductase activity, acting on CH-OH group of donors.
GUUAUUUGUUUAUUCUCUCAUAAAUUGUGUUAUUUUAACACUAAGAAAUGUUAAAUAUCAUUUGAAUACAAAAUGUAUAUUAUUACAAAUAAUGUAUAAUAUUUGUAAUAAUUAGUGGAAUUGGUUGGAAUUGGAACAUGUUGUUGUCCUUGACAUCUCGAACGAAAGUCUGAAUAAAUUUCGCGGUAGAACAGAAAUGCCGUGCACGAGCAAGGUCGGUUAUGAAAUUUUAUUUUGUUUCAAAACAUUACGGUAUUAAUUAUUGUUUCCUAAUACCUUGACCUUUUUCUGUAUUUGUGAGAGGAUGAGGAUCCACUUUCACAAACGUGGAUCCUUGACAGUUAAGUAUCGUAUAUAAACAGAUAUCGUAUAUAAACAGAUCGUUCAAAAAGACGUUAGAUUGAAAGACCGGGUCUUCCUUGAGACACAUUCAACAGCCAGUGUAUUUCCUCCUCGAUAUGUUGGUCAAGAUUUUGAGAUUCUUUUACUUUUUUAGUGCGGUGACCGUAAUUAUUCCAUUUCAGUCAAUCGGGCAACCGCGACCGAAACGGUACCACAGUAUAUAUGGUAAUGAUGUGAGCGGACGCGAAUUAACAAAUAUAUUUGAGCUUGGUAUCGGAGCCUUCAAAUUUCUGCUGCAAGAUCAACGUGACUUGAAUGAGAAGGUGCCGGACGCGAUUCUGCAAUUCGGAGCCGAGUACGAUUUUAUAGUAAUUGGCGCCGGUACGGCUGGCGCUACGAUAGCUGCAAGAUUAAGUGAGAUACAUCAGGUUGAGGUGUUACUGAUCGAAGCUGGAUCUUACGAGAAUUUGCUGAUGGACGUCCCGAUUAUGGCUCACAUGUUGCAACUAAGCAGCGAUGUUAACUGGAUGUAUCGAACAAAAUCGUCCAAUAAAUAUUGUCUCGGUAUGAAUAACAACAGUUGUAAUUGGCCUAGAGGAAAAGUGAUGGGCGGCAGCAGCACGCUAAACUACAUGAUCGCAACCAGAGGCGGCGCCGAGGAUUACGAUCGAUGGGUUGAGAUGGGAAAUAAAGGCUGGGCUUAUAAAGAUGUUCUAGAAUACUUUAAAAAACUGGAGACAAUUGAUAUACCAGAACUGCAAUCUGACACUAUUUAUCACGGAUCUAAGGGACCGCUGCAUAUCUCUAAGUCGUCAUUUCAUACCUUAUUGGCAGAGGCCUUCUUGAAAGCCGGCAAGGACCUGGGAUAUCCGCUGUUGGACUAUAACGGGAAAAAUAUGAUAGGAUUCUCGUAUUUGCAGGUCACGAUUGAAAAUGGCACUCGUAUGAGCAGCAAUAGAGCUUACCUACAUCCUGCGAGAGAUCGUCGCAAUCUUCACAUAACACGCAAAAGCACGGUGAGAAAAGUGCUGAUCGAUCAUCGCACGAAUCGGGCGAUCGGCGUAGAGUUUAUUAAAGAUCGUCGAAUUAUCCAAGUGUUGGCGAGAAAAGAAGUAAUUUUGUGCGCGGGUACUAUCGGAUCACCACAAUUACUGAUGCUGUCCGGCAUUGGACCGGCUAAACAUCUUAGCGAGCUCGGCAUAAACGUUGUUCAGGACUUGCCGGUGGGUGAAAAUUUGAUGGAUCACGUAACUUUCGGCGGGUUAACGUGGACAGUGAAUGACCCGAUAAGUAUACGAAUGCCCGAACUAUUAAAUCCCACUCUUCCGUAUUUAGGAGAUUUUCUGAAGAGGCGCUCAGGACCAUAUACAGUCCCGGGUGCGUGUGAGGCUCUCGCUUUUAUCGACACCAAAAAUCCAAAGAAACGUGACGGUUUGCCAGACAUAGAACUGCUAUUUAUCGGUGGAGGACUUAAAGGAGAUUUUGUUGUUACAAGUGUAAUGGGUUUCAACAAGCAAAUACGUCAGAUGUGGCAGAAAUAUAGCAACUAUCACGGUUGGAGCAUAUUACCGAUAUUGUUGAAACCGAAAAGUCGUGGACGAAUAAGACUGCUAGCCAACGACAUUAAUGUUAAACCCGAGAUUGUUCCAAAUUACUUUGACGAUCCAGAAGAUCUUAAAACGAUGAUUGCUGGCAUUAGAGCUGCAAUAAGUGUCGGUCAGACUGAAAUAAUGCAGAUGUUUGGUUCACAAUUGACAAACGAUACUUAUCCGGGAUGCGAAAACUACAAAUAUGAUUCUGAUGAUUAUUGGGAGUGUGCGAUAAGAACGCUGUCUGUCACCAUCUAUCACUAUACUGGUACUUGCAAGAUGGCACCAAGAGGAGAUCCAACUGCUGUUGUUGAUCCCAGGUUAAAGGUAAUCGGCGUUGAGGGACUGCGAGUAGCAGAUGGCUCUAUCAUGCCCGAGAUUAUAUCGGGGCACACAAACAUACCUAUCUAUAUGAUUGCCGAGAAGCUGGCAGAUAUGGUCAAGGAAGAAUGGGGAUACUCUUAAACAAGUAACAAACGUAAUGUAUCUUACCGUACUAUUAAAGAGUUUUUAAUCGAUAUAAACUACAAAUUAACAAUUUAUUAAUUAACUAACACAUUUGCUGCGUAGAAUCCAGUAUAUAUUAGAACACACCUUCAAAUGUAAUCUACGUUUAAUUAGUUUAAUCAAUUUCUCCAAUUAAUAUUUAAUCGCAAACUAUCAAUAGUGACACAUUGUAAUAAAUUAUUUUUAACAUACAUGAGUUUUUCUCUAAAAUAGUUUUAAAAAUCUUAAUUUUGUUAGAAUUAUUAUCUCUUAAAUUAACAGUCAAAUUUUUGCAACAUUCAAAGCUACAUUAAUUGUCAACUUGCUCUCACUAACUAAGAUGACAAAAAAGAUAGAGAAUUACGCAAGAGACAAUAAAAAUAAAACCAUUCAGAUAAGUUUAAUUACAUGACGUUUGCAAUUUUAUUCCGAAGACUCUUUUAUUUGUCAGCUCUUUUACUUCAUCAUAAUUAAUAAAUUUAACAUGUCAAUUUAAUUAUUAUUAUUGUAUUGUGUUUUUUAUUACACUUUUUACUUUGUUACAAUAUAUUAUUGAAAGGGAUUAAUUUAUAUAAUUAGGUAAAUUUGUAAAUUGCGACUGAAGAAGACUGUGUACAGUUGAAACUAGUUUUAAUAUAAUGUUGAUUGUAUAUUUGGCAGAUUACAUUCACUUUAGUAUUUAAUUUCUUAUUAGUUUUUGGUUCUGGUAUGUUUAACUCACGGUUUUGUAAAACAAACAGGUGAUGACAUAUAUUUUACAUAUCUUGUUCCAUACGAUGUAUUAUUUUUCUGCAUUUUUCUCAAUCUUCUUUUCAUCAUUUACUGGUAUAACCAAAAAAGUCAAUAUAUUGAAAAAGUCAA